AUGGGAGCAUCUCACCUCGACCUCAGGCGACCACGAGUAGCGGAUUUUAAGAGAGGUGAAGAGGGAGGAUCUCGCGGAGCUCCCCCCCCAUCCCAGGCUAGUGAUCAAACUGACCGGAGGAGGAGACUGAACCUUUCAGCAGCCGAGAUCCAAUCCCGUCGUCUCAAGGAGCUGUGCUAUCAUUGCAACGAAAAAUUCUCACCGGGCCGACAUUGCAAGAGAGAGUUGCACAUUAUAUUUUUUCCCUCCGACUUAGAUUCUUUGUUAGAGUCAUCAGAGAGGUGAGGACGAGCCCUCCGCCAUGACAGAAGAACAUAAUCUGGUUCACCUAGAGGUAACAGUACAUUCCUUGUCCGGAGAGGAACCCAUCUGAUCGCUUAAAUUCCGUGGGGCUAUCAACAGACGAUCGGUUGUCGUUCUGGUGGACAGUGGGGACACUCAUAAUUUUAUUAAUCAAUCUGUGGCCCGAGAACUCAACCUGCUGGUCGAAAACACUCCAGAUGUUCAGGUGAUCACAGGCACGGGGGAAAGAGUGACUGGCACGCAGGCAUGCCGUGGAGUCUCAGUCGACAUACAGGCCACCACGGUUUGUGACGAGAUUUUGAUCUUACCCUUGACAACCGUGGAUGUGAUCCUCGGCCUCCGCUGGAUGGAGUCUCGGAAGAAAGUCGAGCUUGACUUUGAGAACUAGUCAGUAUCCUUGCAAAUAGGGGCCGAGCUGGUGGUCCUGAUUGCCGACUUCCCUCAGGUCCAAGAGGCCCACACACUCAAGGUGCUCACCGGAGGAGUCAAGAAGGGUAAUAUACUCAUCGAAAUCUACCAAUUAACGAACCACAGAGAUCUUGAGAGCUCGGCUUGGAGGAAAGUAUGAGGCUCCUCUUCUCAGGGCCUUUCUUAGAGGCCAUUGGCCUCCCACCGCCGCGAGAGGUAGAUCAUAAAAUACCGUUUGCUCCAGCUACUAUGCCUAUCAAUGUUCAUCCUUUGAGGUACCCCCACAUCCAUAAGUCAGAAAUCGAGAUGUUGAUAUGGGAAAUGAUGGUGGAAGGCUUGAUCCAGCAUUUAAACAUUCCCUUCUCCAGCCCGACGCUGUUUAUUUGAAAGAAGGACAGUACUUGGUGGUUUUGCAUUGACUACGGUGUUUUGAACCGUGUCACUAUCCCUGACAGGUUUCCGAUUCCAAUCAUGGAAGAGCUUCUCGAUGAAUUGCAUAGAGCUCAAGUGUUCUUAAAGUUGGACUUACACUUGGGAUAUCACCAGAUCCGAGUGAACGCGGAGGACGUCCCAAAAACGGCCUUCCAGACCCACGAAGGGCAUUACGAGUUCCUCGUAAUGCCGUUCAGGCUCUCCAACGCCCCGGCCACCUUCCAAGCCUUGAUGAACAAGAUCUUCAGUAAGUUUUUGAGAAGGUUUGUUCUGAUAUUCUUCGGCGACAUAUUGAUUUAUUAUAGAAAUCGUUGCGAGCACGAGGAGCAUCUCCGACAUGUGUUCACUAUUUUAGAAGAGCACCAUCUCCAUCUGAACCCCAAGAAUGCUCAUAUGGAGUGCAUAAGAUCGCUUAUCUAG
Spirodela intermedia is the source of this 1563-nucleotide messenger RNA. NCBI's taxonomy places the organism in Eukaryota, Viridiplantae, Streptophyta, Magnoliopsida, Alismatales, Araceae. The record is from the annotation of a GenBank genome assembly.